AUGCUAGUUGAGAAAUGUCCUGUUAAGUCGGUUGAACUGACUGAUGAUGAGACUAAAGCCUACAAUAAGUGGGUUAAGGCUGAUGAGAUAAUAAGAUGCUACGUUCUUGCCUCCAUGGCAAAUGUGUUGCAACAUCAACAUCAAUCCAUGACUAUUGCUUACGAUAUGCUUGAAUCUCUCAAAGAGAUAUUCAGUGAGCAAAAUUUUUCUACAAAGCAGACGACCAUGAAAGCCCUUUUGACCACAAAAAUGGUUGAAAAAACUUCGAUGAGUCCAGUUAUUGAUAAGGAAUCUCAGGGUGAGAUGGUCCUACACACUCUACUGGAAAGUUUUCAGCAGUUUCGCUUGAAUUAUAACAUAAAUAAGAUGGACUUAUCUCUUGCAAAACUGUUGAAUAAGCUGCAAACGACUGAAUCUAUCGUUAAGCAACAAGCUCCUCCUGAGGCAUUGAUAGUUGACAAACCUUCAUCUUCGACUUCUAAUUCGAAAGGCAAAAAGAAAAAUAAGAAGAAGUCCCGUAAGGUUCCAACUGCUAAUGGUGAUAUGACUAAUCCUAAGGGCAAAUGCUAUCACUGCAAACAACCUGGUCAUUUUAAGAAAUAG
Messenger RNA from Capsicum annuum, 603 nucleotides. RefSeq lists its product as uncharacterized. Gene Ontology annotation, molecular function: zinc ion binding; nucleic acid binding. The record is from RefSeq and is a predicted model, not a curated record. NCBI's taxonomy places the organism in Eukaryota, Viridiplantae, Streptophyta, Magnoliopsida, Solanales, Solanaceae. The transcript is spliced from 2 exons. The coding region runs from base 1 to 603 and encodes 200 amino acids.